Messenger RNA from Leptosia nina, 204 nucleotides. The record is from the annotation of a GenBank genome assembly. NCBI's taxonomy places the organism in Eukaryota, Metazoa, Arthropoda, Insecta, Lepidoptera, Pieridae.
AUGAGAUUGAUAGAGGAAGUCAUUGGGCUAGACGACACCUCAAUAUUUGGUAUGUAUGACGGAUUUGGAGAGGGAACAAUAGAAUGCUAUAACAAAGCUUUCAUCGAGUGCCGCGAGAGGGCGCCACAUCCUAUACAGUAUAAGGAUCUCGUUCAAGAGAAAAUUAACGCUCUUAUUAAUUUCCCGAAAAUGUGCCGUGAUUAA